CUUCUAUGGUGUCCAACACACCAACAACAGAAAAGAUAGUGGGAACUCAGAAUCAAAGUAAAAGUUAUUCACUUUCCCUUUCACCAAACAGAACACAAAGUUCAAUUUUUCAAAUUAGAUCCUCCUUUCUUCUUCAAACCCUUCAUUUCUUUCUUUCUUCAGAUUCAAUUUUUUCUUCAAUUUUUCAAAACUUUCGUACCCAUUUGACCCUUUCCUGCAUAUUCCUUAUUUGAUGCUAAACAAAACACACUACAAUACAAGCAUUAAAUGUUUAUCUAUUUUUGUUGAAUACAAAUCUUGACUCAGAUUUUGUCAACCCAUUUAUCUUAUUUUUUAUUUUUUACUUCUGUGGUAUAAAAAAGACAGUAAUUUUGAUUAUUUUGAUGUUGAUUGUUUUUAUUUUCUAACAGGGUAGGACAAAAAGGACCAAAAUGACAAAAAGUUUUGUUUUUUCUUUCUGGGGUUAGGGUAUUUUAGAGUUUGAGGUUGAGGGUAAUAGUGGAAUGUGACUAGUAGGUAGAAGCUUGUUUUUUCUUUGUCCCUGAUUUGUAAAGGUUUGAUUUUGAAGAAUAUAGAGUUGUUGUAGUGGAGAUCUGGGAUUUUUUUCGUGUAUUAUGCCCUAUGAGGACUUUCUUCAAUGGAGAAUCAUCCAAAGAAGAGCACCUAAGUUCUCUUAAUCCACAAUCAUGGCUUCAAGUUGAAAGAGGGAAGCUUCCCAAAUUGUCAUCACAAUCCUCUUCUGCAUCAAUUGAAUCUCUAAUCAAGGUCCAACAGCCUCCUGUGUUACCUUUCUUUAAACCGGUUGAUUAUGUCGAAGUUUUAGCUCAAAUCCAUGAAGAACUUGAGUCGUGUUCUUCACAGGAACAGUCAAAUCUGUUUCUGUUUCAAUAUCAGGUCUUUAAAGGACUUGGAGAUGUUAAACUGAUGCAAAGGAGCCUUCGCGAAGCAUGGCGGAGGGCAAGUUCUGUUCAUGAGAAAAUUGUAUUUGGGGCAUGGUUGAAAUAUGAGAAGCAAGGAGAAGAACUAGUUGCUGGUUUGUUGACUGGUAAACGUCAAAACGAAUAUGGGCCGAUAGAUGUGGAGUCUCAUAUUCCUUCUGAUGUAAAGGUAAGUUCCCAGGAGAGUGUUUUGAUGAAUGGGAACAACACUUCACAAUACGUUAUUUUUAUAAUUGGUGAUGAGAAGAUAGUUUGUGAUAGACAAAAGUUUUCUGAACUGUCAGCUCCGUUUCGUGCGAUGUUAAAUGGCGAUUUCUGGGAAUCGUCGUCCGAGGCUAUAGAUUUGUCUAAAAAUAACAUAUCUCCUUCGGGUAUGAGGGCGAUAAGUUAUUUUAGUAUGACUGGUAGUUUACUUGAACAAGUCUCUCCAAAGCUUUUGUUGGAGAUAUUAGUUUUUUCCAACAAGUAUUGUUGUGAUAGAUUAAAAGAGGCUUGUGAUAGAAGACUUGCAUCCUUAGUUAUCUCCAAAGAAGAUGCUGUUGAACUCAUGGAAUAUGCUCUUGAUGAGAACUCAGUUGUCCUUGCAGCUUCUUGUUUACAAGUCCUUUUACGUGAUCUUCCUCACUGCUUGAGCGAUAAUCGGGUGGUGGAUAUAUUUCUUCAUGCUAAUAAGCAGCAGUUAGCAGUUAUAGUUGGUCAAGGUUUAUUUGCGCUUUUCUGCUUCUUAAGCGAAGUUUCUAUGAACCUUAACUCUAGUUCAGACACAACAGCUCAUUUUCUGGAAAGGUUAGCUGAUUUUGCUGAAAGCAACAAGCAGAGACUGUUGGCGUUUCAUCGAUUGGGAUGUGUAAGACUCUUGCGGAAAGAAUACGAUGAAGCUCGCUGUCUUUUUGAGAGAGCUGUAAAUAAUGGCCAUAUUUAUUCUGUUACUGGUUUAGCUCGACUUGACUCUAUAAAAGGUGAGAAGGAUUUAUCUUAUGAGAAGAUCAGCUCAGUCAUUUCCCCUGUUACUCGACUCGGAUGGAUGUACCAAGAAAGAUCACUAUAUUGUGAUGAUGAUUUGAGAUGGAAAGACCUUGAGAAAGCAACUGAACUUGACCCUACUCUUGUAUAUCCCUACAUGUAUAGGGCUGCAUCUUUAAUGAGGACAGAGAAUUCUCAAGGUGCACUGGCUGAAAUUAAUCGGAUACUUGGCUUCAAACUUUCGUUAGAAUGCUUGGAACUCCGGUUUUUUAUAUAUCUGGCUCUUGAGGACUACAAAGCAGCCCUUCGUGAUGUUCAAGCGAUUCUUACUCUGUGUCCGCGUUAUAGAAUGUUUGAGGGGCGUGUAGCUGCAUCUCAACUCCGCACUCUUGUGCUUGAGCAUGUUGAACAUUUGACGACGGCAGAUUGUUGGGCACAAUUAUAUGACUGUUGGUCUGCUGUUGAUGAUAUUGAGUCUUUAUCUGUUAUUUAUCAGAUGCUUGAAUCUGAUGCGGCAAAAGGUGUUCUAUACUUCAGACAGUCAUUGCUUCUCCUCAGGCUAAACUGUCCUGAGGCAGCUAUGCGGAGUUUACAGUUAGCUUGGCAACAUGCAUCAAGUGAGCAUGAAAGACUUGUAUAUGAGGGGUGGAUUUUGUAUGAUACUGGUCAUUAUGAGGAAGGGCUCCAAAAAGCUGAAGAGUCUAUUUGCAUUAAAAGGUCUUUUGAGGCAUUUUUCCUAAAGGCCUAUGCAUUGGCAGACUCUGGUCUUGGUUCAAUAUGUUCUUCAACUGUUAUUUCACUUCUCGAAGAUGCCUUGAGGUGUCCUUCUGAUAAUCUGCGCAAAGGUCAGGCCCUGAACAAUCUUGGAAGUGUUUUUGUUGAUCAUGGAAAACUGGACCAAGCAGCCGAUUGCUAUAUUAAAGCCCUUAAAAUCCACCAUACUCGAGCCCAUCAGGGUCUUGCGCGUGUUCAUUUUCUAAAAAAUGACAAGGCUGCUGCUUACAAGGAAAUGACCAAACUUAUCGAGAAGGCAAAAAACAAUGCGUCGGCGUAUGAAAAGAGAUCCGAGUAUGGUGAUCGUGAACUCACAAAGGCAGAUCUUGAGAUGGUGACUAGACUAGAUCCACUUCGUGUGUAUCCUUAUAGAUAUCGAGCAGCAGUUUUGAUGGACAACCAUAAGGAACAGGAAGCCAUUGCUGAGCUAUCUAGAGCUAUUGCAUUUAAAGCUGAUUUGCACCUCUUACAUCUAAGAGCAGCGUUCCAUGAACACAAGGGGGAUGUCCUGAGUGCGCUAAGAGACUGUCGUGCUGCACUCUCGGUGGACCCAAACCACCAAGAAAUGUUGGAACUUCAUACGCGUGUUAAUAGCCACGAACCAUGAGUCAAGUUCGCGAGCUAUGAAGAAUGAAGAGACCGGCAUUUGUACAAUCAUCAGCCGUCAUGAAAAUUAAAUUUGUAAAUGCAAAGUAUAGUUAAAUUUGAAUGAUUAGAGCCAUUUGUAUACUCUGUUGUAAUGAAAACAUGCCCUGAUAUCAUUUUCCUUUCUAAAGAGGGCAAUGCCCAAAUUUUGUAAUUUAUAUUCUUGCUAUCCUUUGGAGAUGUGUUAAGAAUACCAGAUAUAUGUGGCUUAUCCUCAACGACCAUACAUGUAUUUUAUUACCGCAUCUAAACGUUUUUGUGUA
This is a messenger RNA of Medicago truncatula (barrel medic), 3583 nucleotides long. RefSeq names its product ETO1-like protein 1. Gene Ontology annotation, molecular function: protein binding. The transcript is spliced from 5 exons. Lineage: Eukaryota; Viridiplantae; Streptophyta; Magnoliopsida; Fabales; Fabaceae. The record is from RefSeq and is a predicted model, not a curated record. Bases 622 to 3282 code for a protein of 886 amino acids. Gene Ontology annotation, biological process: negative regulation of ethylene-activated signaling pathway.